This is a messenger RNA of Mercenaria mercenaria, 3198 nucleotides long. Its product is annotated as vasopressin V1a receptor-like. NCBI's taxonomy places the organism in Eukaryota, Metazoa, Mollusca, Bivalvia, Venerida, Veneridae. Gene Ontology annotation, biological process: neuropeptide signaling pathway. Gene Ontology annotation, cellular component: membrane. The coding region runs from base 532 to 1749 and encodes 405 amino acids. The record is from RefSeq and is a predicted model, not a curated record. The transcript has a single exon. Gene Ontology annotation, molecular function: neuropeptide receptor activity.
GAGCAGGAAGAAUUGUUUUUAAGGUGCUCGGGGUAGAGGAAAUUUAAAUUCCAUUACUCAGAUACAAUUCAUUAAUAUUUUCGAACGGGAAAUGUCGUCGCUAUAACUCAAGGAUCGUUUCUCUCAGGAUGAUGGCUUACUUAAAUUGUGUCUACAUUUUUGUUUGGUCGGAGCAAUCUCGGAAAUUAUGAUCAUAAUUGUUAUGUUGUGUAGAACAAACUAUAAAAUUCGUUCGCAGAAGGAUCUUUUUUCUGAUCAUACCUAAUUCGGUUUCACAUUACGUCGUAAAAUUUUAUAACGUGUAUAAUGUAACUUGGUAUUUUCCGCGUACUAAUUGAUAAAUUUGACUACAUCUGGAAAUUCAAUUUUUCAGUGUGUGAGCUGAAAGUCUUGAUUGAAUAAAACUAAUUUUAUUUUAGGAAAACUUGCAUUGUUCUUGUGUGUACGCUGUUGACUAAAAAAGUGUAAAUCAUGGUGACAUCACAAUUAAAAUUUUAACGCUCAUGGAGAUAUAAAAUUUAAAGCUGUCAGAUGAAAAUGCAAAAUGGAAGUCGUGUAAAAUCUUUGCGUGAACUGGAGUAUGAAGAAGAAAUCAGGCAAAUUCCUUUGAUGGUAUACCUGAUAGUUCUGUGUUUAUCUGGAAUAGUUGGAAAUACUUUGGUAUGCUAUAUAAACGCGAGGAAGAAAAGACUGUCCACUUUUCGUUUAUUCGUCAUUGUUUUAGCCUCCGUUGAUUUAUUUACAAGCGGUAUUCUACUUCCGGCGGAAGUGGUGAUACAAUUCUGGCAGUAUACCUAUUACAAUGUAUGGAUUUGCAAAUUGAAUCUAUUUGCGAAAGUUUGGACGGCAAUGGCGUCUGGAUUCCUGCUAUUAUGUAUAGCAAUUGACCGCUAUCGGAAAGUUUGUAGGCCAUUCCGCAUGCAGAUAUCAAUUCGGACAGCCAGAGAUAUGUGCCUUACGACUGGAAUUAUAAGUAUUGCUGUUUCAUGGAUAUCUCCAAUUAUAUACGGUGUACAAACCAGAGAAAUCAGCAGAUACAACAUAACUAUAUCAGAAUGUGCGGUCACUGAAAAUAUGAAACAGACACUGUUUCCGUUAUUAAAUAAUUUCAUUUUUGCACUUUUAUUUUCCGGAGCAUUGUCAGCAAUUCUAAUUAUGUACGGUUUUAUUGCUCUUCGUGUAAAACGGCAAAUUAAAAAGAAGAUUGGCAUACAUACUAAAAGCGGAGGUAAAAGAAAGACACCAGAAACUGAAACAAAAGUUAGCAACAAGAGAAGAGAUGACAGUGACGAUGGGCUAGAAUAUGACAUGACAACUAGCGACAAUACUUUAGACCCGACCAUAACGAAUACAGGCAAUGGAAUGGACAUUGAACCUACGAAAAAACACGGAAGCGUUAGAAAUAAAAUAGACAAAACAGCGAACAUAAAGCAUGGUUUUUAUGCCAAAGAUUCUCAGAGAAAACGUUUAAGGACAUCGCUAAUAAUGUUUAUGGUUUCCAUCGCGUUUAUUAUCACAUAUAUGCCAGUGCUUUGCAUACUUUUGAUCCGAACUGUGGACAAGACGUUUGUAACGUCACUAACUGAUUCUGGGAGAACGGCUUACAAGUUUAUCUACAGGUCGUACUUCAUAAGUAGCGCCAUUAACCCCUUGAUUUAUGGGAUAUGGGAUGCAAGUUUUAGACAGUCAUGCAAAACAUUAUUCAAAUGUAGGAACAAUUGUGUAACGCGUACGUUGAGUGAAAAGUAAGCGUCCAGAGAAACGAAAACAGCCAAAUUAAAGCAAGGAACGAGAAACUGAUUUUAUCCCUUUUAACUUUGGACAUUAAAUAAAGGCAUUCUUACAUACCUCUUCCUUUGUUGGACAGAGGUCUACUAGUAUAUUUUUCUGAAAGACCGCUUUGAACAAAAGAAUUCUCGUGCAGAGGUCUAGUUGUUCUGACCCAGACCUGAGCACGUGAAAAAGUGACGAAAUAGCAUCUUUUAAACACAUAAAUAUGUUUCAAUAACAUGCUUUUUAUGGUGAUUUUAUCACGAUUGCUCAUGAUUUCCUAAUAAAAUAGUCAGUGUUAAAUAAACGGAUUUUCAAGAAAAGCGUGCUUAAUUAUAUUAACAUUUCAUGUUAUUAAAUACACCUUACAUGUAUGCAUAAUUAAAAAUAGAAAAAAAUCCUAAUUUCCACAUAAAGCCGGAAAAGAUGAGAGGAAAAUAUUUGUAUGUGAAAUGAAAAUGAUAAGUCAAAAUUAAGAUUAACCGCUCUACCACUGAGGCAGACAAAAACAAGUUUUACAAUUCACCAUUUUCCAGCAUAUUCCACUCAAAACAUUAUUUUCAGUAGUAGUAAAGUAAUUGUUUGUGCGAAGUCAAUCUAACCCCAUUUGACCUUUUAACCCUUGGUCCGAACCGACCAAUGCCGGACAAUUUAAAAUCCACAGGUUUUAAACCCAAUUAAAAGUUUUUAAAGUUAAAUUUAAAUACAUAUGAUAUAGAUGAGUUUACAGAAUAAAAUAUAUUGUUUGAAAGAAAGAAGAUUUACUGAUAAUAUAAACCCCCAUUAUGUUAUAACAAAAAAUGGGAGAAAAAUGAUAAAAGCUACCUGUUCAUCUUGUGGAAAGAUGAAAUCAAAGUUUGUUAAAAGUACAGGGGGUAAUUUAGAUAUUCACAAAGCAAUGUUACCUUUAUAACCUAAGAAAGGUUUAACACUUCCAGGAUAUAAUUAUUGUGGGCCAGGAAAUCCCCUAGAUAAUGGACCCCCUGUCAAAGAACUGGAUGCAGUAUGUAUGGACCAUGAUUUAUGCUAUGACAGUGAUGUAAAAAAGGGUACAUGUGAUAAGCAAAUGCUUUCCAAUUUAAAUAACACUAAAUCAAAAACAUUUGGAGAAAAGAUUGCAAAACAUUUAGUUGUGAAACCUAUAAUUAAAACGAAAUACACACUUGGUCUCGGACAAAAACAAAAGUCAAAAAACGGGAAAAGGGGGUAGAGUAUACCCCCGGAAUCACAUGGAGCGAUGAAUUAGCAGAAGAAUUACACAAACCAAUUAAAAGAAAAUUUAGGAAACGAAGAGUGAUAGUUAAUGAUAUUGAUGAUACUUGGUCAGCUGAUUUAGUCGACAUGCAAGCUUUUUCAAAAUAUAAUAAAGGAGUAAAGUACUUGUUAACCGUUAUUGAUAUAUUUAGUAAAUAUGCUUGGGUUAUUCCA